AUGUAUACCGCCGAAUUCUCUGAUUCAGAGGCGCGAGGACAAGUUGCGCUCUAUAUUCCUGAGAUGGUUGAGCUUCGUGUUCGUGGCAAGUCACCAAAGCAGAGGAUCGGAGGUCCGGCGGGGGAAACUCCGGCAAAGGCAGUGGCUGUGUGGUGGGUCACCGUCAAAGGAAGUCACGGUGGUCGGAGCUCCGGCGAAGGGACUCGGUGGCUGGUGGACACAGCUGCAGCAGCUGGUCACAGGUGCUACAGCGGCGUCGCUCGGACAGGGAGCAAGCUCGGAACGGCGUGCAGGGGCGGAGACCGACUCGGCGGAGGGCUGCUACAGGCGUCGUGGGUCGUCGCAAGGACUUGGGUGGCAGCAGGCCGCCGGGAUCGCGAGAUCUGGACAGUGGGCCACGAGCAGAGGACUCCGGGUUGCGGCACGGCAGAGCAACUCAAGUGUCAGUACUUGGGCAGCAAGAGCGUCGGAUCGCUAGGCCUCGGGGCAACGGCACGGCGUCGGCUGGGCGUCAGGCGGAGGCGAGCAGGGACGCCGGGACUUCUGGUACUGCAGAUUGGCGACGGUAAGGCGAAGCAAAGGCGUUCGGGUCGCGGUUGCUGCGAGGGUCUCAAAUCCGUCGGCGUCGGGCUUCACGGACGGCGAGCAAAGGCGAGAUCUGCUGGGCAAUCGCAGGCGAGUGGCAGAGCAGGGCCGGAGCGGCGUCGGCAGGGAGAGUCGCGGACGACUGGGCUGGCGUCGCGGGUUGCUCGCGAAGGAGGCGCACCGAGGCUCGGCGUCGUGGUGGCGCGGGUCGUCGGGGCUCGUGGACGGAGACCGGCGGCUACGUCGGCGUGGGGAAGGCGGCUCGGCUGUAGCACGGCUCGGGCCUGCUCGCGGAGGGUGGAGCGUCGGGCUUCGCGGAGCGGAACAGAGAUACGGAGCCUCGCAGAGGCCAAGACCAGGACCCGAUCCAAUCCGACCCCGCGUCUGCUCAGUCGCCGACAUGUAGUCCUACCUCCGACCGGCGCCCCCACCGCUGGCCAGGUCAACGGUGACGCUCCGGUGGCGAGCCGCCGGUCCAGGGAUUCCACGACGUCCGAGGUGGAGUUCCAGAGGCAGCUGGCUCUCGGGAGCAGCUCUUCCAACUAGGAGUUUUGCAGCAAUGAUCGGGAGAACGGCCAGAUCCGCGCCGCAAACCAGUUGAGCUUGGGCAGGCAUCGGAGGGGCGAUGCGGGGAGGAAGAAGGAUGAGGCCUUGGUGGAGAAAUCCAGACAGUACUGGAAAUAUGAUGUGAUUGAUUAUGAGGAGAAAGUGGUGGAUGGAUUUUAUGAUGCUCAUUAUAUCUCCACUGACUCAAGGCUUCAAGGGAAAAUGCCAUCUCUUACGGAUCUCUCUGUCCCUGGGAGUUCUGACUUUGAAGCUAUAAUAGUUAAUCGCAGAACUGAUCAUGCACUUGAAGAGUUGAUGCAAAUCGCUCAAUGUAUAGGAUUGAACUGUCCUGCUACUGAGGUUACCGUUUUGGUUCAAAGGCUUGGUGAACUGGUAACAGGACAUAUGGGUGGCCCAGUAGAGGAUGCUAACAUUAUGUGGGCUAGGUGGAUGGAGAGGAGCACACAGUUGAGGACAUCUCUCCAGACAAGUGUGUUGCCAAUUGGGUCCAUAAAUGUUGGCCUUUCAAGACAUCGUGCUUUGCUUUUCAAGGUGCUCGCAGAUAUAAAUUUGCCUUGCCGACUGGUGAAAGGUUGCCAUUACACUGGGCUGGAUGAUGAUGCUGUAAACGUGAUAAAAUUGGACAAUCAAAGGGAAUUUCUGGUUGAUCUCAUGGCUGCUCCUGGGACGCUUAUACCAGCCAGUUCUUGCAGUGGGAAAGAUAAUAAGCCUGGUGUUGGUUCUUCCAGAGUAUCUGGUAGGACAGCUCAGCAGUUGAAUGUGAAUGAGGUCCCACGGAGCAAAAAUAGUUCAAAGGACUCCACAAGUCUUAUUGCAGAUCUCAAUCCUCUCGCCAUUAAAGGCUUUUGCAAAGCUCCAAUGGAAGGUAACAGCACGGAAAUCAAAAUCGAUGAGAUGCCAAGACAGAAACAUAACCCUGUUCCUGAUCGGCGUCCUGUCCUGUUGAUGCCAAAAAAUCAAAAUUCUCCCAAUGAAGUACCAAGAAAGAAAGAUUAUGGUUUAAAGGAAGGUCUGUUUCAGAGAAGUAAUCGGGUACCAAAUUCUUAUUAUGUGUCAUUCACUGGCAUCUCUACAGCUGAUAAAGUCAAUACAGACAAUUUCUGGUGGGAUAACUCAAGAGUUGAAUAUCGAUGUGGUCCCACAGAGCAAAAACAGUUCAGAGAAGCCUACAAAUCUUUCGGCAGAUCUCAAUCCUUUUGAUAUUAAGGCUUUCGCAAAGCCCCAAUGGAAGGUAAAAGCACAGAAAUAAAAAAUAAUGAGAUGCCGAGACAGAAAAAUAACCCACUUCCGGAUCAGCCUCCUGUCCCAUUGAUGCCAAAAAAUCAACAUCUUCUCAAUGAAGUACCAAGAAAGAAAGAUUACGGUUUUAAGGAAGGUCUGUUUUCAAGAAGUAAUCGGGAACCUAAUGCUGAUCAUGUGUCAUCAUCCAUUGGUAGAUCUACAACUCAUAAAGUCAAGCUGAACAGUGUACACUUGAAUGCCCAAGUCAGAAAAGACCCUCUUAGGACUCCGGAGAUUUUGCAAGAUGGUGUAGCGGAAUCUCAAAUAGGACGUGAUAGACAUGAAAUUGGUUUAUCUGGUCUGAAAAGGUGGACUAAUGACAGAUUCAUGGACACAAACUUUGUGUCGAAGGAUUCAGAAAGCCCAAGCUCAUCAAUUGAUAAUAAUACAAUUAAGGUUGAUCGAGCACGUGAUGAUGUUGAUGUUGGUGUUGAGAUUCACUGGGAACAUUUGAUCAUUUGUGAAAGGAUUGGAAGAGGUUCUUAUGGAGAGGUCUAUUGUGCUGACUGGAAUGGCACGGAGGUGGCUGUGAAGAAAAUUUGGGAUCAGGAUGUCUCAGGUGCUUCUUUGGAUGAGUUCAGACGAGAAGUGUGGAUAAUGCGUGGAUUGCAUCAUCCAAAUAUUGUUCUUUUCAAGGGUGCUGUGGCCCGUCCUCCACAUCUGUCUAUCAUUAUGGACUUUCUUCCAAGGGGAAGCUUGUACAGAAUUAUACAUCAUCCUCACUGUCAUAUUGAUGAGAAACUUAGGAUAAAAAUGGCCCUUGAUGUGGCAAGGGGAAUGAAUUGCUUGCACACGAGUGUCCCAACAAUAGUUCAUCGAGAUUUGAAAUCACCGAACCUUCUUGUUGACCAAAACUGGAAUGUCAAAGUCUGUGAUUUUGGGCUGUCACGCUUGAAGCAUAAUACUUUCUUGUCAUCCAAGUCAACUGCUGGAACGGCUGAGUGGAUGGCACCAGAAGUUCUCCGCAAUGAACCGUCAAAUGAAAAAUGUGACAUUUUUAGUUUUGGAGUCAUUCUCUGGGUGCUUGCCACAUUGAAAAUACCUUGGACUGGGAUGAACUCAAUGCAGGUUGUAGGUGCCGUAGGUUUUCAAAAUCACAGCCUCGAGGUCCCCAAAGAAGUCGAUCCCUUGGUUGGAAAGAUCAUCUGGGAAUGCUGGCAGACGGAGCCAAAUUUGCGGCCCUCUUUUGCAGAGCUCACUAUAGCUCUGAAGUCAUUGCAGAGGCUUGUAAUUCCUUCUGACUUGGAUCAACCAAAUACACAUCUGACACAGGACCAGCGACACUUUUCUCUUCCCCUGGAGAUUCAAGUAAAGACCACACCUUGAGACAUCUUCACAGAGUGAAAAAGGAGUUCAUGGCAUCACUUCAUUUGCAUGGUGGCAUCAAUCUAUUCUCGAUAAAUUUAUACUAGAAUGAGAAAGAAGAGAAGCUGGUUAGGACAAAGGGUUCGCGCUGUACAGUAAUCUUACUGUUUCUGCAUAGAAAGACUGUCAUUCACGGUUUCUUUGUGGAAGGAGGGACUCAGGAUGCCUCCUUCAAGACAAAGGAGAAGCUGUUACUAUGAAAUACACGUUUCUACUAUUUAUCCGCGGAGUAUAGAGGAGAUUAAGAACUGUCAGUUGACUCCAGUCGUGAGUAUUUGCACCCUGUAUAUAGAUGUGAAUAAUAGAUACUAUUUAAACUUCGCUAUCUUUCUCUCUC
This is a messenger RNA of Eucalyptus grandis, 4135 nucleotides long. Its product is annotated as serine/threonine-protein kinase EDR1. The record is from RefSeq and is a predicted model, not a curated record. NCBI's taxonomy places the organism in Eukaryota, Viridiplantae, Streptophyta, Magnoliopsida, Myrtales, Myrtaceae. Gene Ontology annotation, molecular function: ATP binding; protein kinase activity. Gene Ontology annotation, biological process: protein phosphorylation.